UUGUAUACACAGAGAGAGAGGCUGGUGCAGCGGCAGCAGGAACCACAUGAGCAGCGGAAGGAGUCGCGAGAGGAGAGGCUUCACGGCAAAUAAAACUCCACGCCCCUCUCUGCCAAGCAUCCAUUUACUGGGCAGCUGAUGUCUGCUGCUUCACUGGAUGCGUACAGACUCAGCAGUAAGAGAAGACAAAAAAACCCUAUAGUGCACCGGGGCUCUGGUGGAUUUGGAUUACAGCACUCAGACAGCAAAGUAUAUCGACCUUGCCACCGUGGAGAAGUCUUUCAGCAGGCACUAGAGCAUUUCUGAAGAGGUUUGUUGCAUCAUUCGUGCAAGAAAUGUCCACUCUGGUUAUACUUAAGCUCAGAGGGAAGGAGUAUUUAUAACACAGAAUCUAACUGAAGCGUCUCUUUGCUGUGUGAAAUCUGUCUGAGGAGGAUCUGGAGAAUUUCAUAGACUCAUCCAACCGAUUAACACGGAGGAGUGGCUUAAGAAAACUGCAGUCUUUCCACUUUAUCUUCCUGGGAUUCUACAGGUUGCUCUCCAGCUUUUGGUUCAGACUAAGUUUCAAACAUGACCACCAUGCAAAAGCUGCUGCAGCUGCCGGUGAACGCGGUGAACAUCGUGAAGACGGUGCAGAGUCAGGUCCAGGGCCAGGAGGAGGACAAGAGCCCCGUGCUGAGCCCUGACAGUGGGCAGCAGGCCUGGUACAGUGCUCUGCAGCCUGAUGAGCUGCGCCACCUUCGAUCUGGAGGUACAGGAGGGGGAGGAGGCGGUGGUGGUGGAGACCACGAGGAACGAGCACCACUGGAGGAAGGUGGUGGCGGCAGUUUCCAAACUCAACCUUUGCGACAUGACGACUUGAAGGAGAUGCUGGACAGCAACAAAGACUCCCUGAAGCUGGAGGCAAUGAAGCGGAUCGUGGCUAUGAUCGCCCGAGGUAAAAAUGCAUCCGAUCUCUUCCCUGCUGUUGUGAAAAAUGUGGCCUGUAAAAACAUUGAGGUGAAGAAGCUGGUGUAUGUCUACUUGGUACGUUAUGCCGAGGAGCAGCAGGAUCUUGCUCUGCUCUCCAUUUCCACGUUUCAGCGAGGGUUGAAGGAUCCGAACCAGCUGAUCAGAGCCAGCGCGCUGCGAGUCCUCUCCAGCAUCCGAGUCACGAUCAUUGUCCCCAUAAUGAUGUUGGCCAUCAAAGAAGCUGCUUCUGAUAUGUCUCCAUACGUCAGAAAGACAGCUGCUCACGCAAUUCCCAAACUCUACAGUUUGGAUCCAGAACAGAAGGACCAGCUAAUUGAAGUUAUAGAGAAACUCCUCGCCGACAAAACCACGCUGGUGGCAGGAAGCGUUGUCAUGGCUUUUGAGGAGGUGUGUCCGGAGCGCAUCGACCUGAUCCACAAGAACUACAGGAAGUUGUGUAACCUUCUGAUCGACGUGGAGGAGUGGGGGCAGGUCGUCAUCAUCAACAUGCUGACCCGCUACGCCAGGACCCAGUUCCUCAACCCAAACAUCAAUGAGUCCCUGCUGGAGGAGGGAGGUGGCGGGGACAAGACCUUCUAUGGCUCAGAUGAAGAUGAGGACGAGGAGGAGGAGGAGAAAGAAAAUAAGGCAGAGGCUCCUGCCAUGGCCAAGAGGAAGCCGUACGUGAUGGAUCCAGACCACCGGCUGCUGCUGAGGAACACCAAGCCGCUCCUUCAGAGCCGCAACGCAGCUGUGGUGAUGGCUGUGGCUCAGCUGUAUUUCCAUCUUGCCCCUAAAGCGGAGAUUGGGGUGAUCGCCAAGGCCCUGGUCCGCCUCCUGAGGAGCCACAGUGAAGUCCAGUACGUUGUUCUGCAGAAUGUGGCAACAAUGACGAUUAAGAGAAGGGGGAUGUUUGAACCGUACCUGAAGAGUUUCUACAUCCGCUCUACAGACCCAACCCAGAUUAAAGUCCUUAAGCUGGAGGUUCUCACAAAUCUGGCCAACGAGACAAACAUUUCCACGAUUCUCAGAGAGUUUCAGACAUACAUUAAAAGCAUGGAUAAAGACUUUGUGGCUGCCACAAUCCAAGCCAUCGGCCGCUGUGCUACCAACAUCGGCGAGGUGAGGGACACGUGUCUGAACGGCCUGGUGCAGCUGCUGUCCAACCGAGACGAGUUGGUCGUAGCCGAGUCGGUGGUGGUUAUUAAGAAGCUGCUGCAGAUGCAACCGGAGAAACACAGCGACAUCAUAAAGCACAUGGCGAAACUAACAGACAACAUCCAGGUGCCGAUGGCACGGGCCAGUAUCCUGUGGCUGAUCGGAGAAUACUGUGAGCAUGUACCUAAGAUUGCCCCGGAUGUCCUGAGGAAAAUGGCGAAGUCGUUCACUAACGAAGAGGACAUUGUCAAGCUACAAAUCAUCAAUUUGGCCGCCAAGCUCUAUCUCACCAACUCCAAACAGACCAAACUGUUGACGCAGUAUGUUCUCAACUUGGCCAAGUAUGACCAGAACUACGACAUCCGUGAUCGGGCGCGCUUCAUUCGCCAGCUAAUCGUGCCCACCGAGAAGAGUGGAGCUCUCAGCAAGUACGCUAAGAAACUGUUCCUCGCCCUCAAACCUGCACCGGUCCUCGAGUCUCCAUUUAAAGAUCGAGACCACUUCCAGUUGGGUUCAUUGUCCCACUUGCUGAAUGCCAAGGCUGGCGGCUACCAGGAGUUGCCUGACUGGCCCGAAGCCGCCCCAGACCCCUCCGUGCGCAACGUGGAGGUGAAGGAUUCUGUAUUUACGCUGCUUGAAAGAGUCACAACAUUAACGAGUGUGCCUGAAUGGACCAAAUGCAGCAGCCGAGAGAAGAGGAAGGAGAAGAAAGUGGAGAAGCCGUUCUACUCUGACUCGGAGGGCGAGUCGGGGCCAACGGAGUCAGCUGACAGUGAGUCGGACUCUGCCAGCGGCUUGGAGAGUCGCAGCGCCAGCGAGGAGAGCGGGUCAGGAUCAGAGAGUGAAGAGAGUGAGGAAGGCUCUGAAUCUGAGGAAGAGGAGGAGGAUGAGGAGGAAAAGGACAAGAAGAAGAAAAAGAAAGAAUUAAAGAAGCCAGUGCAAGAAAGCGAAAGCGAGCAGAGCAGUGAAGAAGAAGAGAGGAAGCACGAGAGGAAGAGUAAACAACGUAAGAGCGACUCGGAGUCCGAAUCUGACGAGGAGGAGAGCGAGUCUGAAAGCAGUCAAUCAGAGUCUGAAGACUCUGAGUCUGAGGCAGAAGUCAAAAAGAAGAAAAAGGCAGCUGUAUCUAAACUUCCUUCUAAGCCUGUCAAGAAAGAGUGCAAGACGGAGAAGAAAGAAAUGUCUCUGCUCGACCUCGAUGAUUUUGAACCUGCUCCCUCUCCUCAAGUCACACCCGUCAACACCUUCCUGUCCAACAGCCUUGUGACAGACCUAGAGGGACUGUCUUUGUCUGACGCUGUUCUCUCUCCGGCAACCAUCGCUCCCUCCAGUGCACUGAAGAGCUACGAGCUGCUGCACCGGAUCACAGGGGAGGGCCUGUCGGUGGAGUACUGCUUCAGCCGACAGCCGUUCAGCCCCGAUGCGAACAUGGUGGCGGUGCAGAUGCAGUUCACCAACAACGCCACCUCCGACACCAAGAACCUGCACAUGGAGGACGUGAAGCUCCAGUCUGGGAUGAGGGUCAAAGAGUUUCCUGAGAUUGAGCUGCUGCCAGCAGGUGAGACGGCCACAGCUGUGAUGGGCAUCGAUUUCUGUGACUCAACACAAGCGGCGAACUUCCAGCUGUGCACUCACACCAGGAAGUUCUACGUCUCGAUUCAGCCGCCGGUUGGGGAGCUGAUGAGGCCCGUCUUCCUGACAGAGAAUGAGUUUAAAAAGGAGCAAGGUCAGCUGAUGGGUAUGAACGAGAUCACGGAGAAGCUAACCCUGGACGUAAAGUGCCGGAACGAACACGCCAUCGUCCAGAGGGUGACCACCGCUGCCAACCUCAGCAGGGUCCCCUGCGGGUCAGAUAAAGAGUGCAGUCCUCCUGUUCCUCCUCCUGAUCAUCCUGUCCACAGGUUCGCGGGCAGGACGGUGACCAGCGGCAGCUUGGUGUUGGUCACCGUGGCGACCAAGGAGGAAGGAGCCGGCCAGCUGAUGGUCAACUGUGAGAAAAUGGUGAUCGGCACCAUGCUGGUGAAGGACAUCCUCCUGGCUUUGACGCAGUGAUGCGUGCCGGCGCUCGACCUUUUGCCCCUCUGCCCCCUCACUCCAACACACCUCUCACAUAUCGUCCGAGGCUCAUCACAGGUGUAGCAUCUCCUCCAUUCUCCUGUAAUCAGUGAGGAAGUUUCCAGAAUGUUUAAUUCCAGUUUGUUGUUUUGUUCAAGAGCCCUCUACUUUUAGAAAUGACUCCUAUAUUCAGUGAAUGCCACAGCUGUACUGUACGUGAUAUUUUUGACAAUCAGACAUGACUGAUAUGAAAUCCCUUGCCCCCUUUUAAAGUUUCUUACAUGCCAAUGUCCAAAAAUACUUAUUUGGAACAGACUUUCCUUCUUUGAGGAGCAAGGAAUUGGAUUUAUUGGAGAUAUGUGCAUCUUUUACGGGUUCAAAACCUUAGAUUUUCUUUUCACAAGGUCGAUUUACUGUUUUCGAAGCUUUCAACCACAUCUUGCGGCCUUUUUAAGCAGAUGGAGUUACUCGCUUGUCAUAGACUGAGACUGAAUGAAAGCAAGGCAAUUAUUUGUAGAGCACCUUUCAACAUAAGAUAUAAAAAAGUAUUAAGACAAGUUAUAAAAGAAACACGAGACAAUAUAAAAAGACAUAAAUAGGAUUUAAAAAGAGUAAAAUAAAAUAGAAGAUAAAAAUAAGCUAAAAUUGAUAAAACAGGAGAAUUAAAGUUGCAGCGCAGCUACAGUGUAGCAGCAGAUCAGGAAACAGGCGACAUCAGCUGUCUGUGAAACACCAGACUUAAAACCGGCCACAGCUUCAGCUGGGAAGAGCUCAAAGUCAGUGUUGACCGGAGAAAGAUAAAGGAGGCGAUUCACAUCCAACGAUACCCCCCAAAAUAUGACCACCUGUCAUAACGUGACCAUACUUACAUACUCCAUUUGCUGGCCAUGAGAUGCGGUUGAACGUUUCGAAAACACAAAGUUAGUGAACCUUGUUUUGAGAAUUUUUUCGUCGAAACAAAAGGAGGUCUUUCUCCAACCAUAUUCUGAGAAAAUCAAUUAAAAAAUGAUCCAGUUUCACUCAGAAAAUUUAGUUUUUACUGCUAGAGUUUUGGUGAAAUUAUUUAGAAUAAUUCCCAAUAAGUAAUUCUUAUUCUUUGACGAGUAUCACGCCAAUUUUCACUUUUAGCUUAGUUAUUAGCAGUCAGACUGUUUUAAGAUGAAGAUAAUAUAAAAGUAUAAAGUAAUAGAUUAUAUACUGUAGGUAUAAACUCCCCAAAAACACGUCACCACAAAAAACAGACCAUAAAAUCAAUAUAAUCAAUUCUCAUCCAGUUAUUUGACAUUUGUCAUUACUUGAAUGUAGCAUGAAGGUUCGACUGAGACAACAACUACCUAUAACUGAGUCAUUCCAUUUUGGCACAAUAAAUAUUGUUAAUAAUAACUCAACGCUCCUGGGAAUAAAGGAAGAUCUUCAUCUCAAAUUCUGCGAUUUUAGCAUUUGCCUGGCUGUCAUAGUGCACGUUCAUUACAAAAGUGGGGCAUUUAUAAAAACUGAAGAUGUAUAAAUGUUAUUGUAUGUAUUGCAACAUGUAAUACAGUACUUACUAUAGUACUUUACUAUAAGUAAAGUGUGUGUCUGUGUGUGUGUGUGUGUGUGUGUGUGUGUGUGUGUGUGUGUGUGUGUGACGACAUUGAAUAUUGACCUGGCAAACUUUAACUGGCCGUUUUCAAAAUGACACUUGACUUGAAAUCAUCCUGAAGCACAUAAUAAUCAUCAGUCCAGUGGACACAAGCAAGAAAUAAUUCUGAUGACUGCUACAAAGAUUCAAAAAUUAUUUGCCUGCCUUACAUUUAAUUGUAGAUUCAUAAAUUUGCCUAACAAACCAAUUUUCUAAUGCAAAUGUUAUUUGUGGCAGAUUUGCAGAAAAAUCUUAAAAAUUACUGAAACAAAUCAACUUGACAUUAGUCUCCAAAUUCUAGGGCUUCAACUAACAUAUAUAUAUAAUAUUUACAUUCGAGAAGCUGGAAUCAGUUUUUUUCUUCUUCGCAUUUUGGCAAAAAAAAAGAAUUAAACCAAACCGAUCAAAAUAGCUGCCAAUUAAUUUUCUGUCGAUCGACUAAUCGUUUUGCUUAUCAAAUUCAUGGUUGAAACUUUGCUUUUAGAACAAGGUUUAAUGGAUUUUUAAAGAAAUAAUUCGACAUUUUGGGAAAUGAGCUUAUUUGCUUCCUUGCCGAGAGUUAGAUGAGAAGAACGAUACCACUCGAAUCGCUACCGUAAGCUAAUGUCAGGAGGUGCUUAGCUUAGCUUAGCUUAGAACCGCUAUCCUGGCUCUGUCCAAACGUAACAAGAUAACACAAUUUGUCGUUUUUACACUCUGGUUUUUGUACGGAUUAAACGAACAUGAUGUGUUAAUUAGCGAGCUUUAGAGGUGGAUUUAGUUACUUCUGGACAGAACCAGGCUAGCUGUUUCCCCCCGUUUCCAGUAAUUGUGUUAAGCUAACGGGCUGCUCUCUUUAGCUACAUAUUCACUACACACAAACGUAAGGGUGGUAUCGAUCUUCUCAUCUAACGUUUGGCAAGACAGCAAAGAGGCGUAUUUCCCACCCAAAAAAAACUAAUUUAGGAUUAAAAUGUAGCCUUCCCUACCUAAACACGCUCACAGCUUAUAUUUAUUGGUAAACAAACUUUUCCCAAAUUUCAGUUUGACUCUAUGUAAAGGUAGAAUUUAGUUUAUGAGCAUGAAUUUUAAUACCUAGAGAUUAUAACUGAAAUAGUGCUUAUGAUAACGUCAAACAUUUUCAAGUUGAGUGAUGCCUUGAUCUCAUUUGUCAAGCAACACUGUUUUCAUGCCUUUUUAUAUUUUGAUUUCGAGUCAGAGGUCAUGUGGCUUCUCUUUUCUUAUGGACCCUCAUGUGUCCAGCCGCUGCACGUUUCUUAUCUUUAACACAUUAUCUGUGUAUUUAUUUAUUGUUUCUUUACUGUUUUACCAAAGGAGUACAUUACAGUCAAGCUUCAGCCCUCGUCAGAGAACCGAGCAGCAGCAAUGGACGGUUUUAUUUUAGCCUUUUUGUGCCCGUUUGCAUUGUUUACCAUUUUACCACACACACCUGAAAUUUCACUGCAGCACAGUCAUGAUGAAGAAUGUUAAGAGUAAGAAACUCUGCUUUUAAUGUAAAAGUCUACUGAAAAAGAGAAUGCUUUCAAGGAAACAGUUGGAUAAAAUAAUUUUCCAAAAUCAUAAUUCAUGUCUGACGAUUUGUUUUAUCUGCAUCUGCUAUCAAAUAUCCAAAAGUAUGGUUUAUCAUACUCUUGUGUGUGGUUGUGAAAUGUGAAGUAUUACAGGUUUAUUUAUUAUACAAAUAAAAAAUACAGAUACAUUGUCA
This is a messenger RNA of Siniperca chuatsi (mandarin fish), 7490 nucleotides long. RefSeq names its product AP-3 complex subunit beta-2. The coding region runs from base 571 to 4161 and encodes 1196 amino acids. NCBI's taxonomy places the organism in Eukaryota, Metazoa, Chordata, Actinopteri, Centrarchiformes, Sinipercidae. The transcript has 28 exons. Gene Ontology annotation, biological process: vesicle-mediated transport; intracellular protein transport; anterograde synaptic vesicle transport. Gene Ontology annotation, cellular component: membrane coat; AP-3 adaptor complex. The record is from RefSeq and is a predicted model, not a curated record.